AAACUGACAAUGAUUGCUGAACCUCUGGAGAAAGGACUUGCAGAAGACAUUGAGAACGAGAUUGUACAGAUCACAUGGCCAAGGAAAAGACUGGGAGAAUUCUUUCAGACUAAAUAUGACUGGGAUUUGUUGGCAGCUCGUUCUAUAUGGGCUUUUGGACCAGACGCGACUGGUCCAAACAUCCUUGUGGAUGACACUUUACCAUCUGAGGUAGAGAAGAGCUUACUAGGUGCGGUGAAGGACAGUAUCGUACAAGGAUUCCAAUGGGCUACACGGGAGGGACCACUGUGUGAUGAACCCAUCAGAAAUGUAAAGUUCAAGAUCCUUGAUGCUGUGAUAGCCCAAGAACCAAUACACAGGGGAGGUGGCCAGAUUAUUCCAACAUCCAGAAGAGUGGCGUACUCUGCAUUCUUAAUGGCUACACCGAGGAUGAUGGAGCCGUACAAUUUUGUUGAGGUGAUGGCCCCUGCUGACUGUGUGUCAGCGGUUUAUACUGUGCUGGCUCGGCGAAGAGGACAUGUAACCCAAGAUGCACCUGUACCUGGUUCACCACUGUACACAAUAAAAGCCUUUAUUCCGGCCAUUGACUCGUUUGGUUUUGAGACUGACCUUCGGACACACACUCAAGGUCAGGCGUUCUGCCUGUCCGUGUUUCAUCACUGGCAGAUCGUACCUGGUGACCCCCUUGACAAGAGUAUCACUAUCCGACCCCUAGAGCCACAGCCAGCCACACAUCUGGCCAGGGAGUUCAUGAUCAAGUCACGUAGGAGGAAGGGCCUGAGUGAAGAUGUCAGCAUCAACAAGUUUUUCGACGACCCUAUGUUGUUGGAGUUGGCCAAGCAGGAUGUCAUGCUGAAUUAUCCAAUGUGAUCGCGUCAGCCAUGUGUAGACAGCUGUAAACACUUCAGAUCAUAUCUCACCAGAAAGUUGGACCAGAAACUGGACACCUUUUCUUGAUAUAAAAGUCGCCUCCCCAGAAAUAUCACCAAAUCCUUUUGAAUUCAAAGACAUACUUGUUGAAUGUUUCCAAACUAGGAAAUAUGAUAUAGUUUUUUAAGGUUAAGGCUUUUACUGAAGGAAAUCUUGGUAAAUGUACUAGUGUGGGAUUGGCUUGAUGAGCAGAGGUUUGUGAACCAGUGAAGGAUGCUGUCACUGAACAGCUGUACAGACAACAUGCAUAUCUGUGAGGCUGACUCUGUUACGUACUGUAUAGCUGAGGAUUUUAUUGAGUACGUUAAAAUGUCUCGAACUUAUACAAGAAUGGAUGUUAUAGACAUUUUAACAGACGCACCACACAGUUAAAUUAUUGCUGUGAUCAAUAAAUUGAUAAAAAAAAUAUCAACCAAUCGGAACUGAAACAGGCUAAGCAUAUCUGAAGAUGUAUACUUUUACUAUUCACUGAAGUUUGGAAAAUUUAAAGUGUCACUGAGAAGUUAGCGUUAACCAACAUUUAUACCUGUAAAACAGUAGAAAAGAAUGGUUGAGGUUAACAUCAGUUUCUCAUUAUCUGCCACAUAUAUAGUCCAUUGGUGUAUAGUGAUUAUAUCAUGUUUUCAUCAAAUAUCAUAAUGUAAAUAAACACGACUGAACACA
This is a messenger RNA of Mizuhopecten yessoensis (Yesso scallop), 1593 nucleotides long. RefSeq names its product 116 kDa U5 small nuclear ribonucleoprotein component-like. The coding region runs from base 10 to 870 and encodes 286 amino acids. Gene Ontology annotation, molecular function: GTP binding; U5 snRNA binding; translation elongation factor activity. Gene Ontology annotation, cellular component: cytosol; U4/U6 x U5 tri-snRNP complex; U2-type catalytic step 2 spliceosome. Gene Ontology annotation, biological process: mRNA splicing, via spliceosome. NCBI's taxonomy places the organism in Eukaryota, Metazoa, Mollusca, Bivalvia, Pectinida, Pectinidae. The transcript is spliced from 6 exons. The record is from RefSeq and is a predicted model, not a curated record.